AUGAAAUGCUACCCCGCCAUUACACGCUUCCGGCAGAAGGAUAACAAGACACCCAAAGCGAAUGAACCCAUUCGCUUCGAAGUCAAACUCUCAGUGCUUCAACAUUCCGUAGACUCGCACACUUCCAAAGAGGGCGUUUCUCCAAAUUUGUCUGCAGCGCAUAUGGAUGAACUGAGAGAACGCUUGAAAUACUUGACGAACAACACUACUGAGAUCAAAUGGUUCGGGAAGAACCGACUCAUCGUCCGGUUCGAAAAGAUUAGAGAGAACGAAUAUCCCACGCUGGGCAUCGUCCGGCCAGACUUUUGA
Molecule: messenger RNA, 309 nt
Organism: Alternaria arbusti
Lineage: Eukaryota; Fungi; Ascomycota; Dothideomycetes; Pleosporales; Pleosporaceae
Exons: 2
Coding region: 1-309 (102 amino acids)
Source: RefSeq, a predicted model, not a curated record